UAUAUAGAAGCUCCCCCAAACCACUCUAGUUUCAAAUUUACUCCUAACUAAAAGUCUAAAAUGCCCAUCAGUUUUGCCGUUAACUACAAACACACCCCUGCGAAACAAAGAAGCGCCCUAAACCCCCCAAGCCGAGCAGGGUAACAGAGCUCAACUCAUAAGCUUCUCUCUCCACCGCCGCCGUUCGCCACCGUCUCCGUUUCAGGAUUGAAAUGGGCUCCUCAAAUAUCAGAGACAUCUUGACUUCGUUCAGUCCUUCUUCGGAUUUCUUCGCUAUCAGUUCCGGAGAUGGUCGAAUUAAGAUCUGGGACACUGUCAAGGGCCAUGUCCAGACUGAGUUUUCUGAUAUCGUGUCGACUGGUGGAAGUGGAACUAAUUUAUUUGGUAAACCAGAAAGGGGUCACCUUUCGGUUGAUUAUACUUGCAUGAAGUGGCUGUCUUUAGACAAAAAGAAAAAAAGGAAGAUUGGAAGUUCAUUGUUGGUGUUGGGGACCGGCAGUGGCGACGUUCUAGCACUGGAUGCAUCAGCUGGUCAAUUGAAGUGGAGAGUUAGUGAUUGCCAUCCCGGGGGUGUUAGUGCCAUUUCAUUUCCAACACACGAUUCAUGCAUUUACACGGCGGGUGUGGAUGGCAUAAUUUGCAAACUAGAUUCCAUGUCAGGAAACUUGUUAGAGAAGUUCAGAGCUGCUACGAAGGCAAUAUCUUCUAUGUCUGUUUCAUCAGAUGGGAAGACAAUAGCAACUGCGGCUGCUCAGCUGAAGGUUUUCAAUUGUUCAGAUCAUACAAAGAUACAGAAGUUUUCAGGCCAUCCUGGGGCUGUCCGUUGUAUGAUCUUCACCGAUGAUGGGAAAUACAUUCUUUCUUCUGCUGUUGCUGAACGUUACGUUGCAGUUUGGAAACUAGACGGUGGCAAAAAGCAAUCAUCCUGUUGUGUUCUUACAAUGGACCACCCUGCUGUUUUUCUGGAUUGCAGACAUAUUGAUGAUGGGGAUGUAGAUGCUUCAGGUUUCUAUGUUUUGGCCAUCUCGGAAAUUGGUAUUUGCUAUUUUUGGUAUGGAAAGAAUAUUGAGGAAUUACGCAAUACCAAGCCAACGAAGGUCUCCUUGUCUCUUGAUGGCCAGUUCUCUAAGAGUCAUAAGGGUGCAGUAACUACUAUAUUUGCUGCAAAAUUACAAGGCAUCGCCAAACCUGCCUCUGGGCACAUAUUUUUGGCCCAUGGUUUGCUAAUAAAGCCAUCAUUUGAGAAAAUCUUAGUGCAUUCUGGCACAGACAUAAGAUUAAACAGUUCCUCGGAUGGACUCCUUCUCCCAAUCAGUCAGUCUCGCAAGUCUAAAAAAGGGUCAAAUGCACAUAAUGAAGUUAGUGCACUAGACCGUGCAAAUGCAGAAGAUGCUCUACUUCCAAUUCCUAAGAUUCUUGAUUUUCAUGACAAAAAGAAAAGACAUCAAAAUUCAAGUGUUGUCCCAGAUGAGGUGAUGGUUGAUAAUUUGGUCGACAGCCAGAGGCGAGCUCAGGCAAAGAGAGAUGACAUGGGUGAUGUUGAAGACACUCCUACUAUUUGCAUGGAGGACCGGUUAAGGACCUUAGGUAUACUAGGUAAUAAGGAUGAUCAUACACCAAUUGAUUCUACAAAGUUGAGGGGCAUCAAUAUUGAAGUUAAUCUGCCACAAAAGAAGAUGAGGGCAGCUAUUUUAUCCAUGGUACCUAGUGAUGCUUACAAGUUAUUGGAAGUCUUGUUGGCCAAGUGGCAGUCAAGAUCAUGCAGCGGAAAGUAUGUUCUUCCCUGGAUUUAUUGUAUAUUGGUAAAUCACAGUGAUUACAUCAUAUCUCAAGAACCAGUGACCCAAUUACUGGAAACCUUAAACAAGCUUACCAAGUCCAAAGAGGCGUCUAUUCAGUCUUUAUUGCAGUUAUCAGGUCGUUUGCAACUAGUAACAGCACAGAUUGAUAAGGCUGCUCAGAAUGAAGGUAAUAGCUUUCUGCAUGAUCGCCAGAUGGAUGAAAGUGAAGAUGACGACGAUGAUGUUGAUGAAUUUCUCUAUGGUGAAGAAGAUAAAGAAUCCCAAAGCAGUAGUGAGGAUGAAGACUAGAUUUUUUCUUCCGCAGGAGGUUUCAUUUGCAUGGCCUGGGCCUCACCCAGUGGAUUCUUAGUAGGAUUGAUGUGGUGGGAUCGUGGGACAUAUCUGUUACUUUUGUCGCAAACUAUCGAAUUAAUCCUUUGGUGCUGUAUUCUGGUAACUAUGACAAAUUUUCUAUUUUUUGUCACUGCGCAUGAUGGUCCAUCCCUGCUUACGUCGCCCACAAUUUUGUCUCAUUUUCAUUUAAAUCCUUGCUCAUAGGACAGGUUUCUUAAAUCUCUCUUUUUUUUUUUGGUGAUUUUUUAUUCACAGCAAUCUCCUUUUUCCUUCCCUCUCUGGUUCUUGUAAUAUUUUCUUAGCAACAUUGGUUUACAAGAGAUUUAUGGUAGCUUAUAAAAUACAAGUGUUUAUGUCGAGGAAUAUUGUAAUGGAUAUAUUAGAGAGAUGCUGUUUGGGAAACUUUA
Camellia sinensis is the source of this 2542-nucleotide messenger RNA. Its product is annotated as transducin family protein / WD-40 repeat family protein. The record is from RefSeq and is a predicted model, not a curated record. Gene Ontology annotation, molecular function: protein binding. NCBI's taxonomy places the organism in Eukaryota, Viridiplantae, Streptophyta, Magnoliopsida, Ericales, Theaceae.